GCAAGAACGCGGCAAACUUUUUGUUAUCGCUUCGAAUUGCAAUUUAUUGUUUGCUAAAAACAUUCCCAAAUGAAGGCGUUUUUUAAAACCGGUAAAACGACGACGGGACAAGGGGAGAAGAGCCAGGGAGUUGCGGCGACAAAACGUAAACCACCGGCUCCUUGGGUGGAGAAAUAUCGCCCGCGCAAUGUGGAGGACGUAGUGGAGCAGUCCGAGGUGGUAGCAGUGCUACGGAAGUGCGUCGAGGGCGGGGACCUGCCCAACAUGCUGCUCUACGGACCUCCCGGCACGGGUAAGACCAGUACGAUUCUGGCAGCCAGCAGGCAGAUCUUUGGGGACAUGUUUAAGGACCGUAUACUGGAGCUAAACGCCUCCGAUGAGCGAGGCAUCAACGUGGUGCGCACCAAGAUCAAGAACUUCUCGCAGCUCUCCGCCAGCAGCGUGCGUCCAGAUGGCAGGCCUUGCCCGCCCUUCAAAAUCAUUAUUCUGGAUGAGGCCGACUCGAUGACCCACGCUGCCCAGUCCGCUCUGCGACGCACCAUGGAGAAGGAGAGUCGGAGCACCCGCUUCUGUUUGAUCUGCAACUAUGUGUCCCGCAUCAUUGUGCCCAUCACCUCGCGCUGCUCAAAGUUUCGCUUCAAGGCGCUGGGCGACGACAAGGUGAUCGACCGUCUGAAGCACAUUUGCGAAAUGGAGGGCGUCAAUAUCGAGGAGAAUGCCUACAAGUCGAUUGUGAAGAUUUCUGGCGGAGAUCUGCGCCGUGCCAUCACCACACUGCAGUCCUGCUACCGGUUGAAGGGCCCCGAACACACCAUAAACACGGCGGACCUGUUCGAGAUGUCGGGCGUUAUUCCGGAUUACUUCCUGGACGACUACCUCGAGGUCUGUCGCUCGGGAAACUACGAGCGCCUGGAGAAGUUUGUGCGGGAUAUCGGCUAUUCCGCUUACAGCGUUGGCCAGAUGAUGGAGCAGUUUGUCGAGUACAUUGUCCACCAUCCGGGGCUGAAUGACCCACAGAAGGCCAAGAUCUGUGAUAAGCUAGGUGAAUGUUGCUUCCGCCUGCAGGACGGCGGUUCCGAGUACCUGCAGAUCAUGGACCUCGGCUGCUGUAUCAUUUUAGCUCUAAAAAUAUAAAUCCACUUCCAACACAUUUAUACACACAUUUAUCAUACUCAUUUAAACUGUUAAAAUAUACAUAUGUCAUCAUGCAUGA
This is a messenger RNA of Drosophila ficusphila, 1213 nucleotides long. RefSeq names its product replication factor C subunit 2. NCBI's taxonomy places the organism in Eukaryota, Metazoa, Arthropoda, Insecta, Diptera, Drosophilidae. The record is from RefSeq and is a predicted model, not a curated record. Gene Ontology annotation, cellular component: nucleus; DNA replication factor C complex. The transcript has a single exon. Gene Ontology annotation, molecular function: ATP hydrolysis activity; DNA clamp loader activity; ATP binding. Gene Ontology annotation, biological process: DNA-templated DNA replication; DNA repair. Bases 70 to 1134 code for a protein of 354 amino acids.